GAGGCUGUAGGUCAAUCCUUGCGGGUGCUUUUAUUGGAUGUGCCGCUGUCAAGCAGCGCUGAAGAACCGGAGGAGCAGACGCCAGAAAAAGGCAGAGAAGAGACAAACAUCCGAAAAUCUGCAUUAUGUAGCCGGGCUCUGCCUCGUUACACCUCCGCCCUCGUCAGCCUCGAACCAGCCGGCCGUCCCCGACUCCGGAGCCGAAACUUGCGGACACGGAGCGGGUCUGGUUUUCCCCCUUUUUCUGUCUUGUAGAUUUUCCUCUCGCUGUCCAGAGGUGGCACCUCCACCCGCCACAGCCGCUGCAUCCUUCAUGCUUCUUGUGUUCCCAGCAGCAAUGAGAGGGAACCGUGGAGCCUGGUGACGCACCCCGGGGUCUGGAGCUCUUAUAUCAGGCGGAUCAUCCUCCACCGGGCAGCGGAUGCCUGAAUGGAGCCUGCAGGAUUUCACCACCACCACCACCAACACCACCGCCGCUGCUGCUGCUGCUUUACACCGGUGAAUGUGGCCUGAUCCCCGGGCAGCACCGUCGGACUACACACGGCAGUAUGCUCCACAGAGGAAUAAUCCCACUGUGUCUGUGCGGUGCCAAUAUUUCACCCUGUUGAUGAUGAACCUGGAGCUGAAGUGUGGUGAGAGCCGGUCUGUGGCCCGUGUCUGCAGCUGAAGUGGACAAACACAUUGUCAGGAAAAGAAGAAGAAGAAGAAGAAGAAAGAAAAGAUUGAUAGAGAGGGAGAGAGAGAAAGAAAGAGGGGAAAGAAGCAUCAUAUUUGAUGGCUCCAGGGUGGUGGGGGAGGACGACUACACAUGAAGCCUUCAUGGACACAAAAAAUGGAUAAAACUAUUGCAUGAGGCUGGAGCAGGAGGGGGGUGGAUUGCAUGGUGUGUGUGUGAGUGAGUGUGUGUGUGUGCAUGUGUGUAUAUGUGUGCAUGUGUGUGUAUGUGUGUGCUUUAAGGCCUGUACUUGAUAAGUUGAGGAGAAAAUGGUGAUGUGGUACGAAGAAGGCCGGAGUGAGGGAUGAAGUCGUCCGUGGGGGAUCUGAGCUGAAGGAUCCAAGUUUUUCCAGGAGAAGACGAGCCGCUGUGAUUAGAGACCCUCCAAUUAACUUCAUGUGAAGAAGAGGAAGAAAAAAAAAAAACAAGAGGGAGGAAAUCAGCUUCCUGGUGUUGGGGGCGGGUGGGGGAUAGAUAGAUAUAUUAUUCAUGCCUUGUGUUGGAGCGUUUGGAGAACCGGCUUUGCUGUGGCCUAGAUGACACAUAUUUAUACAUGUAUAUACGGAACGAUAUGAACCCUUGACUGGACCCUAACUGCACAGGAAAGUGUUGGGGUGGGGGGGGGGGAGAGGCCAACGACACUCUGCUCGCCUCAAAGAAAAGCACUUGCAGAGCGAAAAAAGAAAAAAGAAAAAAAAAAGGCUGAAGUGGGUUGAAGCAUGGGCUGUGCUUCAAGUAUUCAUAUCUCUGAUAGGGUGGUCUACCACAGUGGAAAAGAGUCCGAGGAUUCCCACUCACCCCAGCAGACUAAUACCACUCAGCAUCAAGGAAAUCCUGCCUCGGGACUACCCCUGAAACCCCCGAGCUGCAAGACCACAUUAACAGAGGUGCAAUUUGGACCAAUGAAGUUAUUUAAAGACCCACUUCAGGUACUUUUAGUUUUUGCCAAAGAGGACAGUCAGAGUAAUGGCUUCUGCUGGGCGUGUGAGAAGGCGAACUUCAGGUGCAGCAUGGCGCGAACACCCGAGUCGGCUCUUGAAUGCUUCUUGGAGAAGCAUCAUGACCUUGUCAUCAUUGACCACAGACAUUCCAGACACUUUGACGCUGAAGCACUAUGCCGGUCAAUUAGAGCGGUCAACUCUUCAGAAAACACUGUGAUAGUCGCCGUUGUGAAAAGGCCAGACAGAGAAGAAGCCUCUGUGAUGCCCCUGAUCAAUGCUGGCUUUAAUAGGAGAUAUGUGGAGAAUGCCAAUAUGAUGGCCUGCUACAACGAGCUGCUACAGCUGGAGCACGGAGAGGUGCGGGCGCAGUUCAAACUGAGGGCUGGAAAUGCUAUUUUCACAGCUCUAGAACAAAGCCAGGAGGCCAUAGAGAUCACUUCUGAAGAUCAAGUAAUUCAAUACGUGAACCCUGCCUACGAGUCCAUAAUGGGCUACCAACAAGGCGAGCUAAUAGGGAAGGAAAUUAUAGAAGUGCCUAAAAGUGAGAAGAAUAAGCCUGAUCUCCUUGAAACAAUAAACUCCUGCAUACGGAAAGGAAAGGAGUGGCAGGGGAUUUAUUAUGCCAAAAAGAAGAAUGGAGACAGCAUUCAACAAAAUGUGAAGAUCACACCUGUAAUUGGACAGGGAGGAAAAAUCAGACACUAUGUGUCUUUCAACAGGCCUUUAAAUGAUAAUAAUAAGAGUGAAAAACCCGGUGAACGUGUGCAGGCAGAGUCUCAAACAGACAUCCAAUCCAGUAAGCACAAAGACAGGAGGAAAGGCUCUCUGGACGUCAGAUCCACAACGUCUCGGGGGAGCGAUGGGAGCUCACAGCGAAGGCACUCCUCAAUGGCCCGCAUCCACUCCAUGACUAUAGAAGCUCCCAUCACCAAGGUAAUCAACAUCAUCAAUGCAGCGCAGGAAAGCAGCCCCAUGCCCGUAGCAGAAGCCUUGGAUCGAGUACUGGAGAUCCUGAGGACCACUGAGCUCUACUCCCCGCAGUUCGGCGCCAAGGAUGAAGACCCCCAUACGAAUGACCUCGUGGGCGGGCUGAUGACGGAUGGUUUACGCAGACUGUCAGGAAACGAAUACAUACUUUCCACAAAACAUGCCCACCAUAUCCCCAGCCAGCUGACAACUCUUCUGUCCAUAAAUGACAUCCCCCCUCGUAUCGCCAAAACCAUGGAGAUUGAGGACUCUUGGGACUUUGACGUCUUCAACUUGGAGGCCGCAACCAUGAAACGGCCUUUGACCUACUUGGGCCUGAAGAUCUUCUCCCGCUUUGGGGUCUGUGAAUUCCUAAACUGCCCUGAGGCAACUCUGCGCUCCUGGCUACAAUUGAUUGAAGCUAACUACCACUCCAGUAACUCCUACCACAACUCCAGUCAUGCAGCUGAUGUCCUGCACGCAACGGCCUAUUUCCUCUGCAAGGAGAGGGUCAAGCAAAGUUUGGAUCCCAUUGACGAGGUGGCUGCCCUGAUCGCUGCUACCGUGCACGAUGUGGACCACCCGGGCCGCACCAACAGCUUCCUGUGCAACGCGGGGAGCGAGCUCGCCAUCCUCUACAAUGACACAGCUGUGUUAGAGAGCCACCAUGCAGCACUGGCCUUCCAGAUCACCACGAGAGACGAUAAGUGCAACAUCUUCAAGAACAUUGAAAGGAAUGAAUAUCGAACACUACGACAGGCCAUCAUUGACAUGGUGCUCGCCACGGAGAUGACUAAACAUUUUGAACAUGUUAACAAAUUUGUCAACAGCAUCAACAAGCCACUGGCUGCUCUGGAGGAGAACGGGGGAAACAGUGAUGAGGAAUCUGUCAAAGGCGUUCUGACGACUCCUGAGAAUCGCAUCCUUGUCAAGCGGAUGCUGAUCAAGUGUGCGGACAUCUCCAAUCCAUGCAGGCCUCAGGAGCUCUGCAUAGAGUGGGCUGGACGCAUCUCAGAGGAGUAUUUUGCACAGACGGACGAAGAGAAGAGACAAGGUUUACCAGUGGUUAUGCCAGUGUUUGACCGAAACACCUGUAGCAUCCCGAAGUCCCAGAUUUCCUUCAUAGACUACUUCAUUACGGACAUGUUCGAUGCAUGGGACGCUUUUGCAGACCUCCCCAAUCUUAUGCAGCACUUGGACAACAAUUUCAAGUACUGGAAAGGCCUGGACGAGAGAAAGCUGCACAGCCUACGACCGCCUCCAGAGUAGGCACAGCAGUGUUCAGCCCUGGGACGCUGCGGUCCGGGGCAGCCGUCCUCUCUCCUGCUGGGGCUUCUCUCCCCCUGCCAGCCCAGCCAGCCAAAAGGGCCUCCUCGCCUUCACUCUCCUGCUUCUGUAGCACGCCAAGCGUCCACACGUUCGUCGAUGCAGAAAAACCACAGAAGGACUUCCUGACAGGCAGUUGCAGCAGUAAACGUUGCUGGCUUUACGGCCCUGUCAGAUGAGAACUGUGACAAACAGACACGGACACAAACGGCAUCCUUAUGAACUUCUUGUGCCUCUCAGGCAUUCGCAGUGUAGCUGUUCAAGAGACAUAACUGAGAGAGGGUCCUUUAUAGGCCUUUUGGCAAAGCAUCCGUCCCCCUAAUCACCAUGUGGGCUCUCCUGUUUGCCUGUGAAGUUGCUGUUAAGUAAAAACUGCUUGUUUAAGAAGAAGAAGGGGGGAGCGGAUGGAAGCGUGGUCUGGAUAUUGUGUCCAGUCCUUGUCAGGCCAUAUCAUCACAUUUGAUCUCAUCCCUGUGCUCGCAGCAAGGCAGGACUGCUCCUUCUGCCCCUGGAGGCCACACCAUGAAAGAACACUCCAAUGCUUGUUUUGGGCAAUAUUUUCACGUGCCCUUCAGAAACACAUCUAAGUUGACAUGUAGCUGUCAUCACGGACAUAUGGGGGGGAUGCUUUCUUUCUGGGUCAGGGAGUGGAUCUUAACUUUAGGCCACUGCUGAGAGACGAAAACCUCAACAUCAUGAUCAUAGGUAACUAAUUACAGAUGAUUUGGUAUGUUAAUUUUUCGUAGAUGUUCCAUAUUUUCUAUGUUAAAAUUCAUAAAUGAAUUAGUUGAUAAAUAAAUAAGAACAAAAAAUGAAUUUAAAAAAGAGAAAGAGAAGCCAAAGCUGAUGAAGACAAAUACUACUAUAACUCAACAAUUUACAAUUAUUAUUCAUAUGAAGCAUUACCAUAUUAAACAUUUUAUUUUCUUAUCAAAAGUACAGUACCAGUUUGAAUGAACACUUUUGUAUUGCACUGUAAACAAUAUUAGAAAUGUCUACGUCUCAGUGAUUUGUCCAGGGAUGGGAUGUUGCAUUGGAGAAUAAGCUGUUAUUGUUGAUCAUCAGGAGUUUGUGUGUGUGUGUGUGUGUGUGUGUGUGUGUGUGUGUGUGUGUGUGUGUGUGUGUGUGUGUGUGUGUGUGUGUGUGUGUGUGUGUGUGUGUGUGUGUGUGUGUGUGUGUGUGUGUGUGUGUGUGUGUGUGUGGGGAGGGGGAGUGUGUGUUUGGGCUGUAGGUGCGUGGGUGCAUUCAUUGUUGCAACAAUCCCUUACUCUUGGUUUAAUGCUGUAAACCGCUUGACAUUUGACAACAGCAGAAAUAUGUGAAAACAUUUUGGACUUGAAAAUUUUUUCUCCCAGAAAUUUUUGUAUCUGGUUUAUCCUACUGAAAAGACUGCCUUAUUUUAUACAAUAUUUAUACAGUACAUCCCACUGUGCAACUGCAACGGACAUCUGGAGUUUUUAUUAUAACGUAGUCAGAAGGUUAUGUUCAAGUAAAUCUCAAUAUUUUUAUAGACAAUGAAUUUUACACUGGAUUUGCAGCAAAUGAGAUCAGCCACUCUAGCUAUCUGAGUACCUGUGAAUUGGAUGGCCACACAGCAUGUAUACAGAGAACUGAAUGGUUACGAAGGAUGUGGAUCGCAGAGUUGUCUAUCACUGUCUUUAAGCAGUCUCCUGGAGGCCAGCUUGCAUUGAUUUUUGAUCAAACAUCAUUCUACUUUGGCCACUUGUCCAACGCCCUUAUGCACAAACCCAGGGAACAGCUUUUUGUUCAAGGUUGGUUUCAGAUUAGGAUACUAAUAUAUGUUAAAGAUUGUUGCUUAUUAAGAAUAUGUCCUCUUUAAACAGUAUAUAAAUGCCAUAACAGCUAAGAAAAUGGUGGUUAAUAAGCUGUAUUGACCAUGGUUAUCUUUGUUUCUCUCUUAUGACAGAAUUGUACACGCGAUCAGGGGAUUUGUUUGUUCCUUCUGAUUCACAUCUUGGUCUGAAGGCACGGAAAAAAUUAGAAACUAUUCAAUGAAAAAUAAAAAUAAUGUCAAUUA
Molecule: messenger RNA, 5986 nt
Organism: Hippoglossus stenolepis (Pacific halibut)
Lineage: Eukaryota; Metazoa; Chordata; Actinopteri; Pleuronectiformes; Pleuronectidae
Gene: pde8a
Product: phosphodiesterase 8A
Exons: 22
Coding region: 1435-3891 (818 amino acids)
Biological process (GO): cellular response to epidermal growth factor stimulus; positive regulation of ERK1 and ERK2 cascade; signal transduction
Molecular function (GO): 3',5'-cyclic-AMP phosphodiesterase activity
Source: RefSeq, a predicted model, not a curated record